AUGGCUCCAAAAGUCGCUCUCGAAGCAGUGGAUGCCCUCCUUAAGGAUAUAAUGCAAGUGGACGCCCCUUUUGGCGGUAAAUUAAUUGUGAUUGGGGGUGAUUUCCGACAGAUCCUGCCAGUUGUUGAACACGGUCAACGUGAAGAUAUUGUAGAAGCCUGCGUUUUGAAUUCAUUUCUGUGGCCAUUGUUUCGUGUGCACCGACUUGAGAUGAACAUGAGGGCGUGUGAAGCUGGCAGCGAUUGGCGUGAACUUUUUGGCAAUGUUCUCGACCCGUCAACCACUUCGAAUCUUUGCGAAAAUGCUGUCCUGGCCCCGAAGAAUGUGCACGUCCAGCGCCUGAAUGAGGAUGCACUGCAACGUCUUAUCGUUGAAACAGCACAGGAUGAGCGCGUUUACAAAAGCUUGGAGUAUCUCAAUUCCCUCACACCCACGGGUAUGCCUCCACAUGAGCUACAUUUGAAAAAGGGGGCAAUAGUUAUGUUACUGAGGAAUUUGGACGUGGCGAAUGGGUUGUGCAAUGGGACACGUCUUAAGGUUGAAACACUCGGACGCUUCACGCUGGGCUGCACGUUCAUCUGCGGAGAUAGGAGAGACCAAUUGGCUAUAAUUCCGAGGAUAGACAAUUACUGGGACCAGAGGACUCCCUUCAGACUUCGUCGACGACAGUUCCCUGUCCGCGUAGCUUUUGCGAUGACGAUCAACAAGGCACAGGGACAAUCAUUUAACAAGGUCGGAGUCUUUCUACCUGAGCCCGUGUUUUCCCACGGGCAGUUAUAUGUUGCGCUCUCCCGUGCGCGAACACCCCAUGGAAUUAAAGUGAAGUCUCCCUCGAACAAGCUGAAAAACAUAGUAUUCAGCGAAGUUUUGCUGUAA
Messenger RNA from Ostertagia ostertagi, 876 nucleotides. The record is from the annotation of a GenBank genome assembly. Lineage: Eukaryota; Metazoa; Nematoda; Chromadorea; Rhabditida; Trichostrongylidae.